Molecule: messenger RNA, 1547 nt
Organism: Camellia sinensis
Lineage: Eukaryota; Viridiplantae; Streptophyta; Magnoliopsida; Ericales; Theaceae
Product: OVARIAN TUMOR DOMAIN-containing deubiquitinating enzyme 12
Biological process (GO): protein deubiquitination
Molecular function (GO): cysteine-type deubiquitinase activity
Source: RefSeq, a predicted model, not a curated record
UCAGCAAAAGCCAGCCCUCUCUGAUCACAAUAAUCUUCCCUUUGUAUCGCCUCAAAUGCGCCUUCUUGCUUUACAUGCAUUUGUAUCACUACUUUUUAACCGCUAUAAAUGCACUCUAUGUUUUCUAUAUAGAUUAUCUUCGAUUACCGAUCACAGGGGAAAAAAGUUGAUCCAUAUCAUUCGAUCGUAAUCUAAGGUAUUUUGACUAAUGUUGGGUGGAGCAGGCACCAAAUUUGAAUUAAAGAUCAUAGACAUCGCAAAUGAUUACACACGAGCAAGAUCCUGAUGUUGUCCGGUGGGGUCUUCAGCUUUUUGAUGGUGAUCCAUAUUCAAACUAUGGGUAUGGUGGCAAUGUCACACAAAACAAUGCAGAUUACUCUCACGAUCCAGAUUUCAAAGAACAAUAUGGUAUUGGCUGUAGCAAUGUAGAGAAUGUCGAGUUAAUCGCAUGUGCCCUUCAAGAAGAACUAUCACAACUGUCUGUUGCAGAGGCACCUGGAUCCUCUCAUGAAGGCUUAGAGCAUUUGCAAGCUUCUGGUUACUCACAAGAUUGGCUUGGUCAGCCUAUGGAAAACUAUAGUUAUGGACAUCAUGAUGGCCACGAAAAGGUAGAUGAUAUGGGACCUUCUAGUUCAGGUUCUAGCCCAGGAGUAAACUCAAAUGAUGGGGAAGAAUGGUCAUAUUUACUAGAGGUCACUGACGAGUAUGCUCUUGAUGGUGAAAUGGGCAAAAGGUUGAAUCAGAUGGUUCCUAUUCCCCAUGUCCCUAGAACUAAUGGAGAAAUACCUUCUGUUGAUAAAGCAACUUUAGACCAUCAACGACUAUUGGACAGGUUGCAGUUAUAUCAGUUGGUAGAGUUUAAGGUUAAAGGAGAUGGAAAUUGUCAGUUCCGUUCUCUAUCAGAUCAGUUUUAUCGCACUCCUGUGCACCACAAAUUUGUGAGACAACAAAUUGUAAAUCAGCUUAAUUCUUGCCGAGAUAUUUAUGAGGGAUAUGUCCCCAUGGCUUAUAGUGACUAUUUGAAGAAGAUAUCAAGGGGUGGUGAAUGGGGUGAUCAUGUCACUUUGCAGGCUGCUGCAGAUUUGUAUGGUGUGAAGAUAUUUGUCAUAACAUCAUUUGAGGACACCUGCUACAUUGAGAUUCUUCCAAAUGUACAAAAAUCAAAACGAGUUAUUUUCUUGAGCUUUUGGGCAGAAGUGCACUACAACUCAAUAUAUCCGGAAGGAGAGGUGCCUGCAAUUGAGACCAAGAAGAAGAAAAGGCGGCGGGCUUUUCGACUUAAAUAUUUGGAAUAAUCACCAGAUGAAUAAAAUUGACAGCUCAGUAAGAUUACAAGGACAGAUGCUAUAGUGGGCACAAUUUUCACUUGCUUUUCUCAGAAAUGUUCUGCCAAAAUAAUUGUUCCUAGCUUGACAUUUACUUCUUUUCCUGCAGAAAUCCACUUGUUGGAAUAUUGAUGUUUACAAAAAUAGUUGAUUUCACCGUACUUUUUCCAAUAUGGAUGUUUUUAGAUCUCCUUGAGAUGAUAAAAUUGAAGAUUUUGAACA